AUUUAGAAUACUUCUCUGAAACACUGCUCGAGAUGCUCUAAGUCUUAGUUCAAUCUGCCCUCCCUGCCAAUCUCAAAGAGAAACAAUUUCACAUUGCUUGGUUGAGUGCUCUUUUGCUUGCACUGUGCUAGGAAAAAAUUAAACCGGAACAGAGAACUGGAUUAAACCGGAAGGAGAUAUGAUAAAGAUCAAUGUUGAUGUUGAUGCAGCUUUCUUUAACGUACCGUUUUGUUUGUGUGGCGAGAAAUGGUACAAGAGCUGUUUUGGAGGCAAUAACGAGUUGUCGUACAGGUGAUAUCGCACCAGGCAGAAGCGAAGGGUGUAAGAGCAUCUCCAAGAGUAUAAGAAUGUCCCCCUAGUUUAAUCGCCAAUUGCCCCGUAACCCUAGCCCUACCGGCUUCUCACCACUUCAUCUCUCAGCAAUUAACCAUGGUGCAGACCCGAUCAAUGUCGAAAGCUGAUACCGAGACUGCUACUGAUACCCAGAUUGUCGGGAGAGCGAGCAAGCAAACAAGGAAAAAGGCUACAAAGAAUGCUGAUUGCUAUUUCAAGUGCUCAACACUAGACAACAAAGCUAAGAAAACAGUUAGCUAUCUGAAACUCCCAACAAAAGGCAACGAAGCUCUGUUCAUUUUCAUGGAGGACUAUAUCAUUCGACAUCCAGUGCAAGACUCCUCACAAUUUCACACCGUAGACUUUGCUGGACAGGAAGAAUGGAGACAGAUGAGUGAUCUUCAAAGAGCUCCGUUUGUUAAAGAGGCCAUGGUGCGGACCAGAUCAAUGUUGAAAGCUGAUACCGAGACUGCUACUGAUACCAAGAUUGUCGGGAGAGCGAGCAAGCAAACAAGGAAAAAGGCUACAAAGAAUGCUGAUUGCUAUUUGAAGCGCUCAACACUAGACAGCAAAGCUAAGAAAACAGUUAGCCCAACAAUAGACAGCGAAGCUAUGUUCAUUUUCAUGGAGGACUAUAUGAUUCGACAUCCAGUGCAGGACUUCUUACAAUUUGACCUCAUAGACUCUGCUGGACAGAAAGAAUGGAGACAAAUGAGUGAUCUUCAAAAAGCUCCUUUUGUUAAAACGGCCAUGGAAAGGAGGGAAAAGAGGGCUAAGCCAGCACAUUGAUUAGGGAUGAAUUCUAGUCUCUAGACGUUUUCAGCUUGGUUCCUUAUUUAAUUCUGUUUAUGGUAGUUUUAUCUUUGCUGCUGUGUUGAACUCGUUUUUUUUUCUAAUAUUCUACCGUCAUUUUUCAUGUUUAAUGUUAAAAGAACUAGAAUCGUGUUUUACCAAAGCUUGACAUUAAAUUAAUAGAAGGUUGGGAUUUUAUAUCUCUGAGGCAGAGGAGUGUUGGGAUUACCCUAUUUUCUACUGGAAGCAUUAGAUUCUGGACAAUAUUCAUGUACAAACUCUGAUGAAGAGCCCUGCAUAGGGCAUAUGAUGUAGGCUAAUCUUCCUGUGAAUGGGUUUGUCAAGUCUGUUGUCACAACUAUAUACUUUGACUUGGUCAAUGAAAGGCCGACUUCCAUAAAAAAAAAAAGGUUUCAAGAUUAAUUGUUUUGUCACUGAAAUAGUUUGUUUAAUUUUUGGUGAUGCUAACUUUCGAAUUUAUAGAAUUUAUGUUCAUGGACAAAGUUAGUCGUAAUUGUGCUGUUGUAUGCAUUCUGCUUGCUAUGGGCAUUACAAGGGAUGGAUUGUUUUAGGUAGUGUUCAAUGGGGCCCAGUGCAGAAUUGUUUUUUUUUUUGACAAUGCAGGCUUAUAUGCCUUACAACUUAGUAUCUGUUCUAAUAAUUCUCGGAGUGAGCCAGAGUCGAACCCGGGUGCCCCGGGUCAACAGAGGAUAAACCCACCACUGGGCUAUCCAAUCGUGCUCGUGCAGAAUUGUUUUCAAGGCCUGUAAGUUUGUUGAAAAUACAGGGGAUCGUUUCUUAUCCCUCUAAAUCAUAAAUCCUGUUACAUAAAAAAACCACUUUUUUCCAUGCACUACCCCAAGACUUCAUAUCUAAUUACAAAUUUUGCCACCGGAAAGCUACACAUUCUUCAAGUCACGUGAAUUGAAUACCGUCUUUGGCUAAGCAUUUAAUGAGCAGUCAAUGGUGACCACCAGGUCCACCAUGAGCUCCAUUAGCUUCCGUCCAAAACAAUGUUGUAUUUUUCCAGAAACUACUUUCUUUAGUGUAUCAAGAAAAGUUACAAUGACUUGAAGCUCCAUGAUUUCAACUCAUUCAUAUAUGAUAUUGGUUGGUGCUGGUGGUUUCAAGAUCUUCACAUCCCCUAAUUUUAAUGCUUGGAGAAUUGCAUGAUUGCACUCAGAUUGCAGUGUAAAGAAUGGAAUUUGGGUUGUGUGUACAAAAGGACUGAAUCAAUUCCAAGCAGAAUUGUUAUUGCUGAUAGGAUAGAAAUUGUUUCCUGGAAGCUGAAGAUGUCAAGUCAGAGUGCUAGAGGCCUUUUUUGUCACACUUUAUAAGAGAGUUCAAGGUUUGGAAAGUUAUAAUCCCACAAAUCCAGUAGAUUCAGCUGGGUAUCUUGAGCAUUGGAUUAAACCACCGGUGAACUGCAUUAUAGGCAACUGUGAUGCUACGAUCUUUACACAAGGUGCUCGGUCUGGAGUUGGUUGUAUAACCAGAGGCCCAAAGAUAUUAAUGGGAUUUUGAUGAGAGCUGUUGCUCCUGAAAUUCUUUGGGCUGAGACAAUAGUUAUUCGGGAGGUGCUUAGUUGGAUCUAGCGGGAAAUAAAGGCAAGUGAAGCUAAUAUUUGUAACAAUCAGUUAUCGUAUGUGAGGAAAUCUGACUGCCAACUUGCUAUAAGGAUCAUUCUUAACAGGGAAGCAAUUUACUCGCCCUUUAGUAAUGCAGUUGAUAAAUGCAGGAACAUCAUAGAUUCUCUAAACAAUAUUAAAAUUGUUUUUGUAAAAUGACGGGGCUGCAGAUUGGCUUGCAUGGUCAUCAUGUUCUAUGCCAGGUUGUAUUGCCAGUGGGGGUUCUGUCCCUUUUAAGCUUCAUAGCAUUUUAUAUGCUGAUAUGAGUUAAUGAAAAUUUAACAUUCCUGACAUUUGAAAUGUAUACUUAAUGGAAUUUUUUUACCUU
This is a messenger RNA of Daucus carota subsp. sativus, 3081 nucleotides long. RefSeq lists its product as uncharacterized. Lineage: Eukaryota; Viridiplantae; Streptophyta; Magnoliopsida; Apiales; Apiaceae. The record is from RefSeq and is a predicted model, not a curated record. The coding region runs from base 430 to 1122 and encodes 230 amino acids. The transcript has 6 exons.